Tigriopus californicus is the source of this 780-nucleotide messenger RNA. RefSeq names its product cuticle protein 7-like. The record is from RefSeq and is a predicted model, not a curated record. Bases 67 to 561 code for a protein of 164 amino acids. Gene Ontology annotation, cellular component: extracellular matrix. NCBI's taxonomy places the organism in Eukaryota, Metazoa, Arthropoda, Copepoda, Harpacticoida, Harpacticidae. The transcript has a single exon.
GCGUAAGUGGGGCUGUGGUGGAAACCGAAGACCGACAAUGGCAACACGAGCGUACGUCGAGCAAAAAUGUUUCUAGUAUAUAAGCUAUUCCGAGAUGGUGAGAAGGCUAUCAGUUUCAUUUUGAAUCUUAUCCUUCCAACACUAUUUAUCAUGCUUCGCUUUGUUGCCCUCAUCGCCCUUGUGGCCUGUGCCGUCGCUGACAACGCCCCUUACCGCCCUGCCCCCUCUUACAAUGAGCCCAAGUACGACGAGGCCCCCAAGCCUUACUCUUUCCAAUACGGUGUCAACGACCAAUACUCUGGCUCCAACUUCAACGCUCAAGAGACCGCUGACGGCAAGGGUGUCCAAGGCUCCUACCAGGUUUACCUUCCCGACGGUCGUGUCCAGACUGUGACUUACACCGCUGAUCACUACAACGGUUAUAUCGCUGAUGUCAAGUACGAGGGUGAGCCCACCUACCCCAAGUACGAGCCUAAGCCCGCUCCCUACAAGCCCGCUCCUUACAAGCCCGCUCCCUACAAGCCUGCCCCUUACAAGCCCGCCCCUUCUUACUCCGCUUAAGAAGCCAGGACUAAGUGAAGACAGUGCCAUGGACUUGUCAGCAAUGGUCAAAAUAUUUAAUGCUUAUUAUUUAUUUUGAUGGCUCCUGGUGAAUUUGGAUUUCUUCUUAUUAUGUGCCGUGCAUCAUCCAGUUGAAUGAAGAACAACAUCUGAUUCACGAUUGUUUUUGCAGCUUCUUGUUGCCGAUUCAAAAUAAACAGAGAUUCAAAUUAUACCAUA